UCCGCCCAACCUUCACCCGCCAUUGACACCACUCGCCGCCCCGGCUGAUCACAAUGGGCUUCUGGGACACGAUAACCGACCUCGUCGAGGCUGCCACGCCCUGGUCGACGGCCGACGCCGAUGCCCCCGCCAAGGAGUCGACCGAGGAAGUGACAGCCGAGACUACCCAGGAGGAAGCUAGCUCAGAGAAGGAGGCUGCCGAGGCCCCCGAGGAGGAGCCCGCCGCUGAGGAAGAGGAGGAAGAAGAGGAGGAGGAGGAGGAGGAGGAGGAGCCAGAAAUUGUCGACCCCAAGGAGCAGCUUGAGGAAGAGUGCCGGAACUCCAAGCAAUGCGCCCCGGUUAAGCACCACUUCGACGAGUGCGUCGAGCGUGUCACAAGCGCCCAAGCCAACGGUGAAACCGCCAAGGAGGACUGCGUUGAAGAGUUCUUCCAUCUCGCCCACUGCGCCACCCAAUGCGCCGCUCCUAAGCUCUGGUCCAUCCUCAAAUAAACAAACCAGAACAUGGCCCCGCCUUGGACUUCCCCUGUCUUUCGAUCGACAGCCCAGAGUUUAGCUCACCCUAGAAUAUGAAUGAAGCGUUUCUCGUUCCCACUGGCAACAAACAUGGCUCAUAGAGAAGGGGAAGCGGAAUGUACCUAUAGAAGAGUCGUGGGGCGUUGGCUGGCUUUUGCUUGUGCGAGGAAGAGAGACAGGCGGGAUUCCAUGACGCGGGAGACAAAUACUACAAGACGGUGGGGGAGCAACACGCCUGUAUAAUCGAUUCGGAUGGAGAUGGGGGGACUGCCCGAAUCUGUUGUAUCACUACCUACCCUCCCAUCAUGGUCACUAUGCUUAUGCCUUGGGAAACACGAAUCUAGAUGUUUUUGAGACUCUAUACUAACGACAUUUGUAACCAGUCCAUUAUCUCCUCGGCCUUGACCCAUCCACAGUGGUGUAACCCGAACUUGUUUCCCGGGCGGCUGCCAUGG
Molecule: messenger RNA, 970 nt
Organism: Canariomyces notabilis
Lineage: Eukaryota; Fungi; Ascomycota; Sordariomycetes; Sordariales; Chaetomiaceae
Product: Non-heme 11 kDa protein of cytochrome bc1 complex
Exons: 4
Coding region: 54-491 (145 amino acids)
Biological process (GO): mitochondrial electron transport, ubiquinol to cytochrome c
Source: RefSeq, a predicted model, not a curated record